Messenger RNA from Oryzias melastigma (Indian medaka), 5432 nucleotides. It is a transcript of the gene lifra, whose product is annotated as LIF receptor subunit alpha a. Gene Ontology annotation, biological process: cytokine-mediated signaling pathway. Gene Ontology annotation, molecular function: cytokine receptor activity; protein binding. Bases 341 to 3256 code for a protein of 971 amino acids. Gene Ontology annotation, cellular component: external side of plasma membrane. The record is from RefSeq and is a predicted model, not a curated record. NCBI's taxonomy places the organism in Eukaryota, Metazoa, Chordata, Actinopteri, Beloniformes, Adrianichthyidae. The transcript is spliced from 18 exons.
CAAAGCCCGCCCACUUCCGCACUGUGCGAAAGACUAUUGGUCAGAAACAACGUCAAUCAUGCUCCAAGCUAGUUCCAUUCCAGGAAUCCCAGUUUUACUCUGGAGAGGUAGGGAAAAGUCAAAACUACGUUGCGAAGCGUGAGGGCACCAAGUUAAAAAUAUCUCAGACGUCUUUAUAGCUCGAUUAAUACCGAAUAUACCACCGUUCUGUCACUGUAAAAGGCCUUUCCUUGGAUAACAGGGCUCUCCUUCCUGGAUCUUGUCUCCCAGAAUGCUUGGCGUGGAGCAGUGGAGAGGCUAACUACCUUAAAAUCAGCCUUGCCAUCGCCAGUUGAAAAUCAUGUCCCAGCUAAUACUCAGACACACCUUAAAGCCUAAAUGUAGCCUUCCUUGGCUUAUUUAUGCACUUGUUAACCUCUUGGCCUUGAACACUAAUUCCCAAACCGUUCUUACUGUACCCAAGCAAGUGAGCCUUUCAGCUAACUCGAGUGUGAGGGAGCUGACCAUAUCCUGGUUUGGAGGAUCUGCUUCAACCUUUGACCUCAUCAUCCUGAGAACUGAAUUCAAUACCACUGUUUUCUAUGACACAAUCUCUGCAAUAAUCAAUCAUGCGAGUGGUCGACAUGAGUGGAAAUGGACCUCUGCUGAACCUCUGGAGUGUACGUCACUGUCAGUCAGAAUCCGCUCAAGAGAUGGACAUGCAACAAGUGAAUGGAGCGAGACAGACACGCUUCCAGGACGAGAUCUUCCCAGCAUCAACGCUUUGCAGAUGUAUCCCCUGGACAGCGUUGUAGAAGUGGGCUCCAACGUGACCUUCUGCUGCAUCGUGGAGGAGGGAAAGACCUUUAAAGAUAUGCUCUAUGGAAAAACAGUUGUGACAUCAACACGACUGAGUCGAAGAAGUUAUGCUUCAACGGUGGUCAAUGUGAAACCAACAAACUUAUCAGGAAGCAACGUUGUCUGUCGCCUAAAUGAUCUUUCACUGACUGGAGCUGUCAUGUUUGUUGGAUAUCCACCUCUUCCCAGUGAUUUUGUUUGUGAGACUCAAGAUUUAAUAUCUGCUGUGUGCCACUGGAAAGAAGCUCGCGACAGCCACUUGAAUGGUGGACGUCGAAAAACACGGUACUCCGUGAACAGCAGGAAAUGUGAUGUGGAUCGUUUACCGCUGACGUGCAGCCUGCCUCUGUGGGAUGGUAACUGGACACUGAUGGCUGUGAAUAACCUCGGACACUACAGUCUCAGUGACUCGGCUGAGCUUAGUCAUAGAGUUCGUCCUGUUGCACCAAUCGGUCUGAGCUCCAUUGUCCAUGCCUGGAAUGCCACCCUGAUGUGGGAGUGGACCAGUGAAGGCUAUCACACCCUGGACCUGAACUGUCAGGUGGAGUUCACCAAUGACCAGUCAAAACCACGUAACUUCUCUGGUGUGGGGCUUCGGUCUGUGCUGCUGUCUGGCCUGUACCCUGAUGAGGCUUACACGGUUCGCGUUCGUUGUGGAGCUCAAAAGUAUUUCUGGAAAUGGGGAGACUGGAGCCAGACGCUUUCUUUCAAAACCAAACCUGAUGUCUCAGAUGCUCCUGACGUGUGGAUGUGGAUGAACAAAGACAAAACUGGGCUGGUUGUUUGGAAGCCUUUAUCUCACCAUCAAAGCCACGGUCAAAUCACAGGUUAUGAAGUCACUCUUUGGAACCCUGAAGACGUUGAGCAGCACACACAAAUCCUGCCACCCAACACCUACUCUGUUCAAGUCAACCUCAGAGAAAUGGCUUCUGUCGGCGUUGACAAGAAAGUUUUUGCAACCGUCAUUAUAAAAACCAUCACAGGAGCAUCUCCUCCUUCACGUGUGCCUCUACAAUUCAUAGAUGAGGAACCCUCUGCUUUGUCAAAGUGUGUCUUUAACAACAGCAGGAUCUCUCUGUUCUGGCAGCACAGUGCUAGCAACACAUGCAAUUAUCUGGUAGAAUGGCUUGAUGCCUCUUGUGAGCAUGAUUGCCCUGUGAAAUGGAUCAGAGUGGCUGCUGGGAGCACAAAUCUUUCCAUUGAGUCAGAGAACUUCCAGCCAGGAGUGAGAUACAACUUUUCCCUGUACAGCUGCCCUUCAGAUUCUCCACAGCUCAUUAAGCGCUGGCAAGGAUACACUCAAGAGCUUGUUCCCUCCAGAUCAGUCCCACUGUCUGUCAAAAGCCAGGAUUCGGAUGUUGUCAUUACCUGGGGGGAAAUUCCCCUCUCAGAGCGAAGAGGCUUCGUCCUGGGCUACAACGUUUACAUCAGUAACGGUUCUGAGCUUACACUCCUAGCAAAUCUAUCUAGCGGUGGAAUGAGGAGACACAUAGUCAAGGGUCUCUCCGCUGGGACCUACAAGUUCACAGUGAAAGCAUACACAUCUGCAGGCGAGGACACAGGCACCACUGCUUCUGUUAAAUUGGAACCAUUCACAGAUGCACUGAUCCUGGAAAUGUUGGGAGUUUUGGGAAUUAUCACCGUGUUACUCGUUAUUGUUACUUUUAUAUGUUACAAAAAAAGAAAAUGGGUUAAAAAAGCAUUCUAUCCAGAGAUACCUGAGCCCAAGCUUCCUGGUGAUUGGUCCAGACCGCAGGGGCCUUUGGAUGUGAGGCCGUCUCCCCACAGCAUGGUUCACAUUGUCGAUAAACCCGAGCGGGAUCUCAACAAAGAGGCACUUGUCGUUAUUCCCGAAGAGGAGGAAUAUUUCGAGAAAGACGAGCCAGUCGACACUGAUGAGCCCAUGUCGUUGCGCUACUACAACCAGGUGGUAGACGAUCGCCCCAUAAGACCACGCUUCCCAGACUCCUCUGCUUCUUCAGCCUCUUCCUUGGAUUCGGCACACACGGAUGUUACAUACACUGGCAUUCAGACUUCAGGCUCGUCUCUGGUCUUCCAGCCGGACCCACAGGGAUCCUCCGAGGAGCGGCCACCUGAGGUUGUUCACUAUGAUGGCGGUUACAAGCCUCAGAUGCACCCUAAGGUCUUGAGUGAUGACGCGGGGCUAAAGCCCUCCAACCCCUUCCAUGAGCCAGAAGCUGCCAGUUCCGUGGGCUACAAACCCCAGUGCUCCUGGCAUUUGGACUCUCCCACAGAUGCAGAAACCGGCAGUCUGGCCCCCUCUCUUGGAUCCCCCACCUCCAUUGCUUCCACCCAGUUUCUCCUUCCUGAUGGGGAUGAAGAUGAAAAGAACAAACAGCAGCUGUCAUCAUCAGCAGCAACCUGGUUUAGCAACCUACUGUUGUCUUCAAAACCGUAAUAUCUUCAGUUUCUGGGUUUCUUGGGUCAGUAUGAACUCAUUCAAACAUGCUGCCAAGUUUAACCUCUUUCAAGAAAUAUCAUCUCUAAAGUUGCACUGCGUUGUCAGCCAUGCAUUUUUGUCAGCAGGUUCAUACAUUUGAAGGUGUUUAUACAAAAAAUAGAAAUAACUAUAAAGGUAUUUUCCCUGACAUGAAAAUAUCAAAACACAAAAUGUAUAUAUGUGUGCAGAGGGGAGUAUGUAUGCGUAGUGGUGUGGAUGUGUGUUCCUAAACCAUCCACGGCGUUUGAAUCGACAGGCUGAGGUGGGCAUUUCAUGUGUCUGAACACGUUUUGUGAUUAAGCUGCAGUAUUUGCAAUGUUUUGAUUGCAUUUCAUAACUUCUGGGUUUUCCAAACUUAAAGGAAUUUUGUGUGGGGAAAACAUAAAGCACUUAAUUUGAUUAAUGCCUUUGAAGAAAAAAAACAAUCCAAGCAUUUAACCAAACAGAAGGUGGUGAAAUUCCCAGUUACUGGUGUUUUUGUUACUUGAGUUGGUUCCGUUUUAUCUUAUGAUAAACCGCUGAGUCCAAACAAAGAAUAGGUCAGUUUUCUUAAAAAAAAAAAAAAAUCUAUUAUUUACUUUAACUUUACUCUUUAUAAUGAGAGUGGAGCGUUUUUCUGACAUGACUAACCAGUGUGACACUAAUCAAGGUUUGCACAUUUUAAAUAGAUUACAGAAAUAUGGAAGUGGUGCUUUCUUUUUAUCGUGUUCUUUUGUGGGUUAUGAACCCUUUUAUCGCAGAGCAACAUAAGCUAGAAAAUUUAUUUUAACUGACGAGAUUUACAGAACAAACAUACUUUGAAGUCGUUUAUCACUCUUAUAGCUGUACAGUUUGUUUUCUUCUUGUUUAACAUAUCUAACUGUCAGGCCAGUGUCCUUUACUGAUUGUUUUCUGAGCAUCACCGUGGUAGCGAGGUAGUUGUUGUCUUAAUUACCCACAAUAUACUGACAUGAUUGACUUUCUGAAAGUGGUUAUUAGACAUUAUGAUUAUGCUAGAAUGAUACUACCUUUCACAACUUCACAAACAAAUCUUGCACUAACAUUUCCCUACUAUAAAUGAACUGGAGUUUUAUAUUCCACUGCAGAGUUGCAUGCAAAGACAUAUCUUCUGUUUUUACCAUUUUGCCUGCAGUAUUUUAUUAUGUUUAAGUAAAAGUCACCUUAUUUUAACUUUGGGAGAAGGGACCACAGUGACAAGAUGGUUUGGAAUCAUCGACUGACGUUUGUCGACAACAUUUUUCAGAUGAUCAUCUCAAUGCACCACAAAUGGGUUGAGUAUAUACUCAUGCAGAGGCCUUUAUUAAAACAUCUGUGCUUUGAUUCACUUUUUCUGUUAGUAAAAUAAGGUAACUGAUAUUUUUGUCUGGACUUUGACACACUGGUGUAAUGUCUUUUUUAUUUCCUUUAAGUGCUUCCAGCUAAGAAGCUUUAAAUAAAACUACUGUGAUGUUACACGUCUUAUUAAGUAUCAUGUACAGAUAAACUGAUCACAAGUGGACAGGUAGUCAAAUUUGCAACAAAAAAGCAUAUAUAUAUAUAACUAUUUUUCACUGCUUGGUCAUCACAUUUACACCAGAAAAUGUUUUCAAACUUUUCCCGAACGUAUUAGUAAAGGCUGUAUAUAAUUUUAUUUUUAAAUAAUGGCUGCUGAUCUUUAUAUUUGUGUACUUUAUUAACUUUAAGAAUGGGAUAUGUUUAAGGUCAGCAAAAUCAAAACUUUUGAUAACUUUUUAUUUAAAAUACAAGCUUACCAUGAACAGAUUAAAGGUUAUACACUACAGUGUUGACUAGAGCUUAGUAACUAAAUCUAUGUUUUUUUUUUGUCUAUACAGCUGUGCAUUUGUUUUGUGUUAAAACACACAAAAACUGUUACUGGAAUUGAGGAAGAAAUGUGACUUGAGCCUUCUUUGCCUUGCUGUUGGAUUACAGCUGUUGUUGUUUUGCCAAAGACUAGAAUUACUCACCAUAUAGACGUAGGAACUUCCCACUUUUCUCACAAUUUUUCUCGUCGGUUCAUGAACGUUUUUAAUCCGUCAUCUCCAUCAAACACUACACAGCAAACACUUACUGUCUGAAAAAAAUCUUUUCCUCUUGAUACUUUUGUGAAAUAAAUGCAUGCUGUAUAAAAUAUCAA